CAAAUCUUUCCUGUUCUUCAUUUCUUAAUUAUAAUGUAAACUAUAGAUUUCUACAUUUUUCUUGCUUCAGAAACACAAGGCUUUUUUUUAACAUUUUCUUUCUGUUUUUUUCUUGGGAAUCUUUGCAGUGAUCAAUGACUUCAGAGCUCCUGGAAAUUCACCCUCAACAACUCAAUUUUACUUUUGAGUUAAAGAAACAGAGUUCAUGCUUGAUCCAAUUAACCAACAACACGGAUCAGUAUGUAGCCUUUAAGGUGAAGACUACUUCUCCUAAGAAGUACUGUGUGAGACCCAACACUGGCAUUGUUAAACCUAAAUCAACAUAUGAUUUUACAGGUACUUUUAACUUCACUCACCCGUUUAAUGUUUUUACUAUGCAAGCUCAGAGUGUUGCUCCACCUGACUUGAUGUGCAAAGACAAGUUUCUGAUUCAAAGUACAGUAAUUCCUCUCGGGACAGCUGAGGAAGACAUAUCCAACAUCUUUUCUAAAGAAAGUGGCAGGGACAUUGAAGAGAAGAAGCUGAAAGUAUUCCUUACAAGCCCACCACAGUCACCAGUUUUGACAGCAAUCAAUGGAGACCUCAAACAAGAAAUGGAUCAUGAAACUUCACCUCGAAAGGAUAAAGCUUGUCGUGGAGUAGAAAACAUACCUCCACCUCAGAAGGUUGCUGAGGAUUUGAAGGGGUUUGAGACUGCUAAGGAUGCACUGGAGUUAAGAUCAACUACGGAUGUUGAACGGUUUAAAACUUCCGUAGAUGACUCUAAAGAGCUAACUCCAGCUAGCAAUGUGCAGUCAAGUAUCCCCAAGGAUGUACAGGGACUGAAAUGUACAAAGGAAAUGAAGUUGGAUGACAAUUUUGAGAAGUUGAAGUCAAAGAUAAGUUUUAUGGAUUCAAAACUUAAAGAGGCUGAAGUUACCAUCGUGAAGCUGACACAGGAGAGGAGUAUGGCUGAUCAAGAGAAGGACAAGCUUCAGGGUGAAUUAGAGGCAUUGAAGACGAAUUCCGCUGCCGGAAAAACAAUUCAAGUUGGCUUUCCCUUCUUCUACGUAUGCGUGGUGGCCAUCAUGAGCCUGGUGAUCGGAUAUUUGAGCCAUCUUUAGGAGAAUUUCUUCACAUAUGAACGAGUGAAUAAUUACUUAAUUAGUGAUUGUUUAUGGUUAUGGUUGUGGAGGAUCUUUUAUCUGUUUACUAUGAUGUUCGAAAUUCCAACAUUAAUAAGUUUUUUUCCCCGCGAUGUAGAAACCUCUUAUUGUUUCUGUAAUUAAAU
Messenger RNA from Hibiscus syriacus, 1270 nucleotides. Its product is annotated as vesicle-associated protein 2-2-like. The coding region runs from base 135 to 1103 and encodes 322 amino acids. Gene Ontology annotation, cellular component: plasma membrane; endoplasmic reticulum membrane. Gene Ontology annotation, biological process: endoplasmic reticulum membrane organization. The record is from RefSeq and is a predicted model, not a curated record. Lineage: Eukaryota; Viridiplantae; Streptophyta; Magnoliopsida; Malvales; Malvaceae. The transcript has 8 exons.